AUGACAGACAAAUGCGGGGACCAUCCAUUUGUGGAUGUCAGCAAGAAUCCGUUUCCUGGUGAACUAAAAACGUUCCCAAGUUGGGAACUAGGUGUUAAGAUAACCAUUGUGGCGAGCAUGGAGCUGAUAGCUAUUGUAGGUAACUUACUUAUCAUCGUGAUCGUUUGGCGGAACAAGAAGAUGAGAACAGUUACCAAUUAUUACAUCGUCAACAUGGCGGUGUCCGACCUGUUCGUUGCCUCAUUCUCCAUAUGGAUGCACCUCGUGGACGACGUGACCGAGGGCUGGACCGUCGGCGGGUUUAUGUGUAAAUUCAACCCAUUCGUCCAAAUUACUGCGAUGUGUGCUAGUGUGUUUACACUGAUGGCGCUGGCUUGUGACAGAUUUUUUGCCAUCAUGUUCCCACUGAAGUCGAGAGUGACCCAGCGCAAAGUCAGUGUUGUUGCAGUAUUCGUAUGGCUGGCCGCCAUCUCGAUCGGCAUGCCUGUGCUUUUCGUGUACACUUACAAUGAACGCCAGUGGAGCGACUUCACGGAGAAGUUCUGUACGGAUGUCUGGCCUUCUGUGCGCGAGGCGGACGGAGACUGUGACAGUGGACGUCGGUCUCGUCGCGCCUUCUGGACAUGUGUCGUUGUUGUACUCAACUGGAUUCCAAUGCUCGUCAUGGCAAUAACGUACAGCAUCCUUUUUAUAAGACUCCGCAAGCAGAAAAUAGUACCAAGUAGUGGGUCAAUUUCAAUAUCAACAGUUCAACAAAAGUCAAAGAAAAAGGUGGUGAAGAUGUUAUUCGCAGUCCUCCUGGCGUUCAUAGUCUGCACGAUUCCUUUCCAAGUGGCGAAGUUGUAUGAGCUGUACAGAGAGGUGGAGGAUCAAACGGGCAACAGCAAGUUACCAGAUUGGUACAAUCCUGUGUAUUUCGCCGCCGUCACGCUCCUUUAUUCCAACAGUGCUAUUAAUCCAAUGGUGUACGGUGGUAUGAACGAAAACUUCCGUAAGGGCCUCAAAGACACUAUCAGUGGUUUAUUUUCUAAGCAUGAACGAAGCAGGAGUGACUCAGGCCGGAGCCUUAACAUCUCCGACACUAGACAAUCUGUGAUCAGUAAAUACAAUGGCACCAUGCACAGAGAUUCAAUGCAAGCGUUUAGUAACGCGGAAUUUAAAGAAGAAUCUGUCGAUUCGGAUAAAGUGAACGGUUUUCUUCAGAAGGAAAGUGAUAACAAUACUUCAAAUGGGUGCAUUAACCCAUCAAUGGAAACAUAG
Messenger RNA from Mizuhopecten yessoensis (Yesso scallop), 1260 nucleotides. RefSeq names its product substance-K receptor-like. Bases 1 to 1260 code for a protein of 419 amino acids. NCBI's taxonomy places the organism in Eukaryota, Metazoa, Mollusca, Bivalvia, Pectinida, Pectinidae. Gene Ontology annotation, cellular component: membrane. The record is from RefSeq and is a predicted model, not a curated record. The transcript has 4 exons. Gene Ontology annotation, biological process: G protein-coupled receptor signaling pathway. Gene Ontology annotation, molecular function: neuropeptide Y receptor activity.